Penicillium cataractarum is the source of this 1692-nucleotide messenger RNA. Its product is annotated as flavin-containing monooxygenase. Bases 1 to 1692 code for a protein of 563 amino acids. The transcript is spliced from 8 exons. NCBI's taxonomy places the organism in Eukaryota, Fungi, Ascomycota, Eurotiomycetes, Eurotiales, Aspergillaceae. Gene Ontology annotation, molecular function: N,N-dimethylaniline monooxygenase activity; flavin adenine dinucleotide binding; NADP binding. The record is from RefSeq and is a predicted model, not a curated record.
AUGGAAAAUAUACAGGCCAAUGGCGCUUCCUCCGGCGCUGCGUAUACGGUUCAGGAGGAGCUGUUGGGUACGCCCAGAAAGCUUCGAGUGCUGAUGGUUGGAGCCGGUGCUAGCGGUCUGAAUGUUGCACGUCAGAUGGAAUCACACAUGAAAAACUACGAGCUGCAAAUAUACGAAAAGAACGAGGAUAUCGGAGGUACAUGGUUUGAAAAUAGGUACCCGGGAUGUGCUUGUGACAUUCCCUCGCACAGCUAUCAGUACACUUGGGAGCCAAAUCCGGAAUGGUCAACUUUUUACUCCCAAGCAGGAGAAAUCUUGGAGUACUUCAGGAAUGUGGCCACCAAGUAUCAACUGUACAAGUACAUCCGUCUGAGCCAUUUGGUGACUGGAGCAGUAUGGGACGAGGAGAAAGGGAUCUGGAACCUGGAGAUAAAGAGAAUUUCGACUGGAGAGAUCAUUCACGACUGGGGUCACGUUCUCAUUAACGGAUGUGGCGUUCUAAACAACUGGAAAUGGCCCGAUAUUCCCGGCCUGCACGCUUUCAAAGGCGACCUCAUUCAUAGUGCCGCUUGGCCCGAGGAUUAUGAUUAUACCAACAAGACUGUUGCUGUUCUUGGAUGUGGCUCGUCUGGAGUGCAAAUCGUUCCUGCCAUUCAACCCGAUGUGAAAUCGCUUACGACUUUCAUCCGCUCCCCUACCUGGAUUACUGCCGGAUUUGCCCAGAAUCAUGCAGGACCUGGAGGAUCCAAUUUUGAGUUCAGCGAAGAGCAGAAAAAGGCAUUCCGCGAGAACCCGCAGGAGUAUCUCAAGUACAGGAAGGAUGUCGAAGGGGAGCUCAAUGUGAGAUUCCGAUUUGCUAUCGCCGAUAGCAAAGAGCAGGCUGACGCACGGGAAUAUUCACGCAAUGAGAUGACUACCAAGCUAGGCAAUGACCCGCGGUUGGUGAAGGCGUUGCUACCCGACUUUGCAGUCGGAUGCCGGCGACCAACUCCCGGCAAUGGCUAUCUCGAGUCCUUGACGAAAGAAAAUGUGCGCGUGGUGACCGACACGAUUGAAAAGGUGGUACCGGAGGGCAUUGUUCUAUCCACUGGUGAGGUCCUGAAUGUUGACUCUUUCAUUUGUGCCACCGGUUUCGACAUGUCCUUCGCGCCCCGGUUCAAUUUGGUCGGCCGCGAGGGCAAGUGUUUGUCCGAAGAGUGGAAGGAGAAGCCCGUCGCGUAUCUUUCAUUGGCUGCUGCUGAUUUCCCCAACUACUUCAUGUUCCUCGGACCCAACGCUCCCGUUGGACAUGGCAGCGUGCUACCCAUCGUUGAGCACACGACCAAAUAUCUCAUCAACCUCAUGAAGAAAAUGCAAACACAAGGUAUCACAGCGGUCGCGCCUAAGGCUGAUGCCAUCCGGGACAUGGAAAUCCACACUACCGAGUAUAUGAAACGGACAGCGUGGGCCACGCGGUGCCGCAGCUGGUUCAAGAAUGGAAAGAUUGAUGGGCCUGUGAUUGCCGUCCAUCCUGGAAGUCGGAUCCACUGGUUCCACAUGCUGACAGAUGUCCGCUAUGAGGAUUGGGACUACACUUAUACCAGCAACAAUCGCUUCCGGUACUUGGGUAACGGUUUCUCUGUAAGGGAGGAAACAGGUAUAGAUACGACCCGGUAUUUAGAUGACCCAGAGAAGGGCUACAACGAGUACUAG